AUGCGGAUGACUCAACUUUCUGAACUCGUAGGUGAGCCGUGCGCAUGUGGCCUUCCGCUAAUGUGGAUGUGGCAGAUUGGGUCGCCAGUUGCUCGUGGCUCGGUGGCCUGCGCAGAUGCAGCGUUGAGCGGCGCCAGAUUUGCAAGCGUGGCCGGGCCAGGCCUUGCCAGAUCUCAGAAUCGCGCGUUGCCUUUCCGCAGCAUGGCGCACCAGAUCCGGGCGCAGCGGCUCAGCCAGAUUUCAUCCCAUGCCAGCUGGACAGUUUGGGCAGGAAGCAGCGUUGCGCGGCGCCGGUCCAAGUCUGUUCAAGAACCAAGGCAAAUAAGAAACAACAGCCGACAUGGCAGCCUAUUUCCUGCGUGA
Effrenium voratum is the source of this 363-nucleotide messenger RNA. The record is from the annotation of a GenBank genome assembly. Lineage: Eukaryota; Dinophyceae; Suessiales; Symbiodiniaceae.